AUGCGUCGUUUCCUCUUCCUCACCUCCCUCGGUCUCCUGCACUGCUGUCUUUCCGAGCGAACAUGCAGACUCUUUGCCGUUCUCGACGGGCACGGAGGCCGCCAGGCUGCUGCCUUCGUUAAAGAGGCGCUUCCGUCGGAACUUGCCUCGCAGUUGCUGCUUCUUCAGCAGGAGAAGGCGAGGAAAGCUUCGGGCGCGGAAGACUCAAGCACUGCCUCGAUUCCUCUGGAUACUUCGGACGGCGAAGACGGUUCUAUGGGGGACUCCGCCACGGGAUGGUUGACCGAUCGAGAUAUGAAGCAAGUGAUCUACGGAGCCUGUCGGAAAGUUGAUGCACGCAUUGCGACUGAAAUUCCAUCUUGCCGUGAUGGCUGCACAGCUGUCGUCGCACUGUUUCACGGACAACAAGUCUACAUUGCUGGCCUCGGAGACAGUGCUGCGUAUUUGGCGCGAAGGAAAGACCGCAACCUUCACAGCAUUCCGUUGACUGAAGUCCAUCGGCACUGGGUGAUUGAAGAGAAGGAGCGCAUUGCUCGCAUGGGUGGCACGAUCGAAAACGGCCGCGUUAACGGCUCUCUGGAAGUCACGAGAUCUUUCGGGGAUAUUUCGCUGAAGAGGUACGGUGUCUCGUGCGUCCCAACAGUGAAGAAAUUCACGCUGGAGCCAGCCUUGGACGAGUUCGUUCUCAUGGGAUGCGACGGCUUUUGGAACUGCUGGACGGCGUCUGAGGCGGUCUCUCUCGCGUCGGAAUUGUGGGAAAAGGAGGUCCGGUCAAGCAAGGUUCACUCGAGACCGUUGGAGCCUCAGAACGUCAGCAAACAACUGGUGGAGCACGUUCUCAUAGAUAAGAAAUCGCAGGACAACAUCACGGUGCUGCUCCUGAGGAUUAUGCGGAACUGA
This is a messenger RNA of Neospora caninum, 900 nucleotides long. RefSeq lists its product as hypothetical. The coding region runs from base 1 to 900 and encodes 299 amino acids. Lineage: Eukaryota; Apicomplexa; Conoidasida; Eucoccidiorida; Sarcocystidae. Gene Ontology annotation, molecular function: protein serine/threonine phosphatase activity. Gene Ontology annotation, biological process: protein dephosphorylation. The transcript has 8 exons. The record is from RefSeq and is a predicted model, not a curated record.